AUGUCCCAAGAUGACAACAGUGUUGCCGCGCUGUCCAUUUGGCUGCGCUUUCAUGCCGCCGAUUCGCUUCGUGCAGCACCGUCCGGCCGUCCAUGCUGUCUCGCCGCCCCUUACCCUGCCGCUGCCGCACCGCGUCGGGAUUCGAAUCCUGCCCAGAGCCAUGUCGAGAAAGGGGGGACGGCGCGCACAAAUCCAAGCUCUCCCCCCCCCCCCCCCCGCGGCUUGGGUCUGGCGGGAUCGCCUCGAGAUGCGCUGCGUGUUUGUGCGCAUCUCGCGGCGUGCGCACCUCUUGCCGCUGGGCCGCCGGCUUGCACUCCCCUCGCGCCUCGUUCGCUCCGGUGGCCAGAUGUCCUUGCGCGCGCUUCCCCCCUCGGUGCCACUCGCUCUCGCUUUCCUCAAAAGCUUGGUCGAGUCGACGCCGUGCAUCUUGUCCUAUCCCCUUCAUCCUUGUCUCUACCCAAAAAGUCCUCCCUGUUUUUCUUCGUCAGGAUGCUCUUCACCAAGGCCGUUUCGUCGCUCGUGGGUGCUGGUGCGCUUGCUGCUGCUGCUGUGCAUGCCCAGAGCGUGCCUGCCUUCACUUACGGCACUGCCAGCGCCGACUAUCCCGGUGUCAAGUCGACGAACCGCAAUGGUCCCACCAACCCUGCGUCGCCGCAGCUCAACACGCCCAUCAACCAGACCUCGGUGUCGCGUCUGGCUUCGAUCAACUCCAUCGACGACUGGUGCACCUUUGCCCCGCCCGGAACGGGUCAGCCUCUGGCGGAUGUCGAGGAGAUCACCGUGGCGUACUGCACCAAGCCGCGCAACAACGCACGUGUCAUUCCGGACGGCACCGUGACCGGAGCGCACUUUGUCAAGACGCCGCUGUACGUUCAGCUCAUGGCUGUCGGCGACUUUACUAGCAUCGGCUUUAUGGCCGGCGACGAGGGCGGAGAGCUCGACCCGCACGGUGCUACCAACAUGGGCAACCCCGUCGGUGGUAAUGUCACCUCCAACGUCUCGGGUGAAGAUGUCUUCUACGAGGAGUGGAUGAACUACGCCUCGUCCAACCAGGUCUGCUUCCGCGUCUGCAUCGCCGGGUCGGAACAGGCUCCCACCGCUCUCGAGUGCCAGCAUACCCUCGACGUCAUGGGCUGCAACUUUGUCAUGCCCGGCAACUACGCCGACGACGUCUUUGAGACGUGCGAUGGCGACUCGGCCUACCCUCCCGGUCUCUACCCCGAGGCGAACGGUCAGACCUCGACGUUUGUGCAGUUCUUCACCGGAACCUACGUCGCUGGCGGUGUCACUUACUCGUACACCAACGGUAGCCCCGAUGAGGUCACCCCCACUGCCGCUUACUCCACCCCGUCCACGUCCAACUGCCAGACCACCGCCACCAUCUCCAACGGCAUCAAGUCGCUCGUCACCUCCAAGGCCUCGUCCGCUUCGUCGUCCGCUGCCACUGCCAAGUCCACCAGCGGCUCGUCCGGCUCUUCGGGUUCCAACGGCUCCUCUUCCGGCUCGUCCGGCUCCUCGGCAUCGUCGGGCUCCUCGGGCUCCUCGUCGGGUUCGUCCGGCUCGGGCCCUGGGUCGUCGGCAGCUGCCAGCGGCGCCUCGCAGCUCGCCAACAGCGCCUCGGCCGUCGUGCUUGCCGCUGCUGUGCUGGCAGGUGCCAUGAUGCUCUAA
Molecule: messenger RNA, 1668 nt
Organism: Moesziomyces antarcticus
Lineage: Eukaryota; Fungi; Basidiomycota; Ustilaginomycetes; Ustilaginales; Ustilaginaceae
Product: 88 kDa immunoreactive mannoprotein MP88
Exons: 1
Coding region: 1-1668 (555 amino acids)
Source: RefSeq, a predicted model, not a curated record